GUGAACGGUGCUGACGUGGUGAAGGUGGGUCACCGGCAGGUCGUCUCUCUGAUCCGUCAGGGAGGAAGUCGUCUGCUGAUGAAAGUCGUCUCUGUUUCCAGAAAAUCAGAAACCAACAUGGUCAGAAAGAAAGCCCCGCCCCCUCCAAAACGAGCCCCCAGCACCUCGCUGACACUCCGAUCCAAGUCCAUGACCGCUGACCUGGAGGAGAUAGCCAGGAGGAGACGCAUCGAGAAACUGGACGAGAUGUUGGCCGUGGGUCAGCAGGAGGUCGUUUUGAGGGCACGCCCGUCGGACGACUUCAGAGCAGCGACGGUAAAACAGAGGCCGACGAGCCGCAGGAUCACACAGGCUGAGAUCAACUCUUUGUUUGAGCGUCAAGGUCUGGUCCCCCCCUCGGCUCCAGAAAAAAGCACCAUGGCGUUACCAAGAGGAAUGUCCAGAACCAAAAGCUUUGGCACACCUGACGACGACAGGAUCACAGCUCUGAUCAACGAGAGUCGGUUUCCAAGGAGCUCCUCGCUGACGGACAGCUUCAUUCCUCCUCCCCCUCAGACAGCUCCGCCCCCUCCUCCCUCUGCCUCCUCCACCUCCACAAUCUUUCUCCUUGACUCUGGCCCUCCCCCUUCCUUCCUUCCCCCUCCUCCUCCUGCUAGAGGGGAGGGCCUAACUCGCUCCAGCUUUAAGCCGGGGACGGAGCCAAGGCUCCAGGAGCUCUCCGAUGCACCGGCGAGGAGCCACGCCCAUGCAGAGCGGCAGAGGAAGGCGAGGUCAAUGAUCAUCCUGCAGGAUAUGCCGCCUCAGCUGCAGUCUGAAGCACACAGCUCCACGCACACGCUGCACACUGCCACGCAUACCGCCACGCACACGCUUCACACCGCCACACACACCUCAACCCUGUCCCUCCACAGCACCAGCCCGGCCCUCGGUCACUCUCCACUGUCACGCCGCCGGGGAAGACCAAUAGAAAACCCCUACGCUAAUGUGGGACAGCAGGCUCCACCCUCCAAGCCACAGAGGAGGAAGUCACCUUUGUUGAAGCAGCUUCCAGUCGAGGAGCAGGGACUCGGAAUGAAAGAUCACGAUCCAACAAAGUUAGACAUACCCGGCAGCCCCAGUAGGGCCGAGUUGUACCAGCAGCAGGUUCUGUCAGAGCGGGCUCGGGUUCAGGGCCGCAGGUCAUCUCUCUUCCUGUCUGUGGAGGGUUCUGGGUCCGAAAACCAGGUGCCACCUCUUUUGACUCAGAGCCACUCAAUGGACGACCUCGGAGAGCUUCCCCCACCGGCCCCGGUCCUGUCGCCCUCACCGACACCUCACACCUUCCUCCAUCCGCUGACAGGGAAACCUCUAGACCCUUCAUCUCCACUCGCCCUGGCUCUUGCUGCAAGAGAACGAGCACUCACUGCUCGCACACCGAGCCCAGAGCCUCGGCUAAAACAUGUUUCUGCUUCCACUACACCUAUCCCCACCCCAGCUGCAAGCCCAGAGGGUAGACACAAGCGCACCCCUAUUCCCACCCCACAGAGCAGCCCUGAGCCAAGAUCCAAACGCACCACCCCUCAGACAAGCCCUGAGCAGCGUUCCAAGCGAGCCACUCCUGUGACAAGUCCUGAGAUGAGGCAUAAACGCAUAACCCCGCCCUUAUUCCCUGACGGACAGGUGGAGCGUCCAGAAACAGAGGGAGGGGUGACAUCACCUGCUGCCCCCUCCCCUGAGCGCUGGAGACCAACCCCCUUGCCAACCCUGGCAAAUGAGACUCACCCUUCUCUGAUUGACAGGAGGCGAAGUCUCACAGUGGGUAGCUCAGAGGAAGAAGGCGGGGCUUACACAGUGACACUCCCCCCAGCGUUGUUGUCGUCCAGUGAUGAAGAGACAAGGGAGGAGCUCCGUAGAAUCGGCCUAGUAGCGCCACCCCCUGCGUUUGCCAGCAUUCCUGCCCCUCCACCCCCCUGCUCACUCACCUUGUUUCAGCGGCGGGGUGGAGAAGGAGGAGGGGAGGGUCCUGACUCCCUGAGUAGACGAGUAGAAGAAGAGGAAGGCAGUGAAGAACGGCUCCUUGAAAGCACCUCCCCCAGCUCGCUUCCCCCCUCCAUUACCUUGGCCUCCCCUCCAGCUCCAUCCUCUCCCACCAGCCCUCCUGCGGCACAACCUUCCCCUUCUUCUCCUGCCACCUCCCCAAUUGCUCUGAAGCCCCGCCUUCGUUCACCUAUAGGUCGAGGGCGCUCUGCACUAAGGGAUCCGCUGCUGAAGCAAUCAUCGGACAGUGAGCUCCUCCCAUUAGCCGCGUCCUUUUCAUCGCCCUCCUCCCCCCUCUGUUCCUCCCCAACCAGCAGACAGCCGCGCUAUCUGUUCCAGAGGAGGUCCAAGUUGUGGGGCGGUGGGGAUGAUCGUGGGGAUGAGCGGCGAGGCCUCAGCCCAGAGGAAGGGGGAGGUCGUCCAGCUGCACUUGGCGGUCAGGGGUCGGGGUCAGCUGUAGAUCUUUCUAACAGGUCGGCAUCAGCUCUGGAGUUGAGCGGCAGGGCGGGGUCAGGAUUGGAUCUUGCUAAUCGACUGCAGUUGCUCAACAAAGACAGUCACUCUCUUGGGGAGGAGCCGAGUCCCCUCGAUCCAGGUCGGAGGUCACCAGUAGGAGGUGCCAGGUUGUUCUCCAGUCUUGGUGAACUCCACACUAUCUCCCAGCGAGGAUACGGGGCCAGCUACACGGUUCGACCAGGAAGCCGCUACCCUGUCACUCGCCGGAGUCCCUCCCCUUCUCCCUCCCCAUCUGAUAGGCCAUUGGGGCAUACUUCCUCCGGUUCUGAAAGGCCUGACCUGAGCUCGGGUAGAGCUUUAACCAUCUUGAAGUCGUCCAGUCUAAGUCUCCCCUCAGAACCGAAGGAAGUUCGUUUUGUGAUGCGAAGUGCCAGCGCAAGAACCAGGUCCCGUUCACCCUCGCCUUCACCCCACGCCUCUCCUUGCCCCUCCCCAGUCCUCAGCGGGCCCCUGUUGGCCCUUCGGCCAUGGAGGCAGCGGCCCCUCAACUUGUGGAAUAAAUAUGAUGUGGGUGAUUGGCUCGAGAGUGUUGGCCUAGCCGAACACCGCCAGCGCUUCCAGGAGCACGAGAUCGAAGGCUCCCAUCUUCCCGCCCUCACCAAAGACGACUACGUGGAGCUUGGCGUCACCAGACUGGGACAUCGGAUCAACAUCGAGAGGGCACUCAGACAGCUUAUGGAUGGUUCCACUUGACCCCUCACCUCUGGACAUCCUGAACUGUGAUGUCAUAACACUAGGCCAUCUCUUUGACUAGGAUAUCUUAGCAGUGACUCAAUCUUUAGACCUUUUUACCAACACGGAGCCAAGCUCUCUGAGUGACAUUUUGUCUUAUCAGCUCUUUGAUCAAACAAAACGAACUUGUAGCACCAAGGUCUGAAUCCAGGUUUAAGUUCUGGAUUUGAUUUAGACCUCCGAAAUAUAGUUUAGCCUCUGUUUAAGUCAACUCUAAUGGGCAAUUUAGAGUUAUCUUGGUUGCUGCUUACAGAACACUGGCUGGCUCAUACCAAUGUCAUUUUGGCUGAUUUUUACUUUGUCUUGGAUCACCAAUGAUCCAACAGUGUUUUCUUUGUGGUUAAAAGCCUUUUAGUAUGAAGGACUUUAAUUUAAAACAAACGUUAAAUUCUAAAAAUUCCCAGAGAAUAUCCAUCAAAGACUGCACUGCACUUGUUGCCCACCCUGUUUUGCACCAACAUUUUGAAGAGCCCCCAAAAUACAAAACCUAGGGUUCAUUUACUGUAGGGAUCAAAGGGAUCAAUGGUGGAAAAGUCAAAUCUGUGCAUCUCUGAAUUCACGUUAGCUUGGUUCGUACAAGUCGGAGGAACUCCAGAUGGCUUUGUUAGCCCCAAAUUUGUGUAACUAAUGGCAAAAUGGUUUAAAAGUGAUUGAUGCUGGCAAUUGCGUCAUGAUUAAAAUCCACUAUUGACUCUGAUUUUACGAUCACUGCUCUAAUACCCAGUGACUUCAACUAUCGAGUCCCAUUUGAAAAGUUGGAAAAAGAAAGUUUCUGGCAACGGAGUAAUGGACUAUUUGAGCCUUACUGACUCUCUAAUGGAUAACACAUUAAAAUGUUAGCAGCUGCUAAGGUUAGCAAGCUAGCAAUAUACCAUUCUCUGUGUAGGCUGGCCUGGAUCAUCAGAACAUGUAAGGAUUGUCAGAGUCUUAUUUAAUGUUGCAGAUCAUGUGAAAGCAAGCUUAUAACGAGCUAGCUUAGAACAUCAACACAGUGCUCUACUUGCUAAACAGCAUGCUAAGCUAAUUUCAGCUGGACUGCACUUCUAAUCUAAAGACGUGACAGGAUAUUGAUCAAAGAGCUGAUCUGACAAACAAAUAUAAUCACACGGGUUCUUCUCCUCGUGCCAUUCUGCUUCCCCAGACAAGUUUACCGGGUCUUUAACUAGCGGAGCUGAACGAUUAGCGAGCUAAUUUACAACAGGACAUAAGCUGAGGGUGUUUCUCCGUCCUCGUAAAGAAAAAAUGUUCUUGUGACUCAACAUUUUUUUUCUCCAAAUAUGGCUCAUGAAGAUUUUGUGUUUAUUUCUUAAUACGGAUCAUUUAGAAUUUAUGAAUAACAAGUAAUAAUAAUGUGGUGGUGAUGACUUACAGAGUUUCUAAUAGUUUGGAUAAUGAUUUUGAGUUCCUUAUGAUUUGACAAUGAGUUGAAUUUCAAAGGUUGUUUCAGUGAUGUUUUGGAAUUCAUAAUGAUUUGUCAAUGAGUGUGACUUUGUGCUGAUGUGCUGUGUGUUUCAGGGAGAGCUGCAGAAGAGCUCCAACUGUAAACCUCUCUGGUUUCUAACCUGCUUAUCGAGGGCUUACUGUACAUGGUGCUAUCUGUUUAAAGCCAUCUGUACAGAGAAUACCUUCCUCCUUCCCCUCCUAUUCCUUCAUCACACUAACUCCUGACUCUCUUAGGUUAACCUCCAAAACGCUUAAAUCUACAGUGGUUUUUUUUCAAAAUUAUUGACUCCAGUUUGGCUCGGCCGUUAAUAUCUUGCAUUAAUUGUAACUCAACAGGAACAGGCCAUAUAUGGAGUUUCCUCCUUGCCAUAUUGGGGAUUUCUUCCCUGCCAUACGUGGAGUUUCCUCCAGACCCAAACCAGAUUAUGCCAGAGGCCAUAUAUCAAGUUUUUUAAAAAAUGGCAGUACAUGGCGUGUCCAAUAAACUGUUUCAAAUGUUCAUUAGUUUAACAAAUGUGUUAAACAGGGACAAAGCUUGUCACACAUAUUCGCUUUUGUGAAAAAUGUAUCCAUACUUACAAAGCCUCGUUGCAAGCUAACACGUACGUUUAUAUUGUAACUAUACUAGAUUUUGGCAAAGUAGAAUCAUGGAACACCAAUAACAGACCAGUUAGCAAUAACACACCAAUCCUAAUGAAUCAAAUUAAAUAAAAAAAUGAGACCUUGAAAAACAUUUAAUCGGAGGCUGUAUGCUAGCUGAAUUGCUAGCCUGCCAGCCAUGCUAGUCGACGCACUUUAGGCUAAUGGUGCGCUCCAUUUACCUCAGAAGUCGCAGUUGAGAAUGAGGUCACACCCGAGUUGACCACGUUCCAGUUACGAGUUGGUAAGAAGUCGGAAAAGCAACAUGGACGCCUCCAGGUGUACCUUUGUUCUGCUCAUACCAGCGAAAAUAACAAACUACUUGAUAGUUUAGGCGCACUUUACUUGAGCAGCCAUGUUGGAUUUUAAGCUCGGGUUACUGAGUUUGGACUUCAGGGCGAGAUCCUGACGACAUAUCCGACUGGCAUCUUCUGACUUCUGAGUUUAAAUGGAACGCUCAUUAAACCCUGCCAAGCUACACUACCUUCAAGCUAACUUUUACGUUAACAUAGGCAGUAACUCACCAGAUCUGAUAACACCGAUAACACAAGUGGUGGAUACAACUCUUUUUGUUUUUUUUAUCUGAGACAGAUGAGAAGAUGUACAGACACAGAUCCAGGGUGUGUUUAGCCUAGCUUAGCUUAGCACAAAGAAUCCUAGCCUAGCCUUAUUCUCAAAAGUGAAAGAAUACACCUUCCAACAGCAGUGCAGUAACACUAACCUGUAAUACCAUGUUAGCUAAGAAGCUAUUUUAAGAGGAGUCAGGUGAGGGUAAUGCUAACUGCUGCUAAUGCUAACUGCUGCUAGAAUCAUAAAGUGUCGAUUUUAUUUUGCUGGAUUUCAAUAGUUACAAAAGGGAAACCAACGUGAACACGAGGACUCCCUGAAUUCACUCAAAGGUGUAUUUCUUUCACUUUUUAAAUUUCAAACAUGUUUUAAGAAUUUUUAAAAACUUUCAACACUUUUUUAAAACCUGACAGUAAUUUUUACUUGACAUGACUACAUUACCUUUCUGACAUGUUCGUCCUUCCUUCUGAUUCCCUUUGAAGCACAAUCAACGAUACAGUGCCUGUUUCCACAUCAACAAAUCCCCUGCAUCCAGAGUUUUUUACGCCAUGUUCCUGAAAACAAGCCGAGCCACAAUCCUGAAUCCCAAAGUUGUACAAGUUUACGAUGCCCUUUCAUGCUUAAAAGUUCAAGAAUGUAAAGUCUAUGUACAGCACAUUACAGUAGACUUUAUAGUCUGUAUAAUAUAUAUUAUGGUAGAUUCAUGUAGCUAUAGUGUAUUAUAUAAAGUAUGGUAAACAAUAAAAUGUAUACAGUAAUAUUUUGCUAGACUGUAGUCUAUAAAUCUUUAUCUAUAUAGGUGAUAUUCAGCCUUUGUAAACAGCUACACAUCUUGUCUGGCCACACACACAGACUAAGAUAAAACAGUUCCAAGGAAAUGCAAUUUAACUGCAAAUCUGUCUCGAUGGUGAGAGGACAUGGUUCACCUCCAUCAGCAGUCGGUGCUGAUUCUCGUGUAAGGACGAGGACACUAGAUGACACAUUUAGAGGCUUGUGUGACUUUCAGACCAAAACAAUCACUCUCUCUGGACACACCUCCUUCAUCCCUCAGCCCCCCCUCCUCCCCUCCUGUUUCACCACCGAGUGUCUGUGAGACGGAGAGCAGCAGACAAAUGAUCAACAUCUGAAUACUUUCUGCGAUCAAUUUCAAGUAGCGAUAUAUAAAACUUAAAGACGCAUCUGUUUGUCUUUUUAGAACAAAGAUGGUUUGGAAAAAACAUGUAUGAAGCAUGCUGAGCCUCUGAGCGAAACAAAAACAAGCUAACGGAAACGCCGUCCUGUCGGUGUGAACACAGAGCUGAGAACAACAAAUGUAGAGGGAGUUUGACUUCACUCUCUUCUAAACACAAACUCUGUUUGAAUGUCUCACCUUCAAAUACCCGACUAAAGCUUCAUGAAAAUGUGUUAAUGUCAGAUUGUUGGUCUGGAAAAGUUAGGAUUGUUUUUAAAGUUCAACAGAAAGCUUUUCACGCUUUGCUAAAAACGUGAUUCUCUCAAAGCAGCUUGAACCUUUUAGGGCUGACGAGGGACUUUGACCACGAGCACAUUUCUACUAUUUGAACACAGAAAGAGGAAGUGGUGUGUGAGGAGGAAGUGCCUGUGUAGCUGUUUACACUGAGUGAAUAUGACAUCAUCAUCUGUAUGUAGUAUAUAUUAUAAAGGACUAUAGUCUACUGUACAGAGUCGUCCACAGAGAGACACCUGGGACGUCCGUCUCUCUGAAGUGUCAAAAUGAAAGCGACGUGAUGAAGAGGUCAAUCCACCUCUCAGCCUCCGACCUCAGGUCCCCCGCGGGGAAUCCCUUUCAUACAGACACGAGGUCAUUCAUGUGUUGGAUUUCUCAGCCAAUCAGAAAAAAACCAGCGACCUACUGCUAAAAUCGCCUUGGUGACAAGAAGUGAGGUGGACGGUGAUAUGGUGUUCACUGGAGAAAGUCUGACCUCGCCAGAUCGCGAAUGACUUACGAGUAAUUUUUUUCUAAGGAUACCUUCCCCGUUUAAAAAAAACCCCUGCCUACGUGUGAACCAGGACAAACAAGAGACAAACAGCCUCGAAUCCGGCCAAAAAGAAUCUAAAGUUUUGGAAACCUUAAUAUGUGUGGUUGCUGAUUUGUGUUGAAUAUAACUUUUAUGUAUUAUUUUACGAUAUUUUAUCGUAUUUUGUCACUACUUUUCCUGGAGGAAAUCCCUCGAGUGCUUCUUCGACUGUUCGCUAAUCUGAAACACAAGUCAGCGGUGUUAGCUGUGUGCUAACAGAGGCUAACAUGGCGACAAGAGAGAUGAUGGACUAAAGAGCCAAAAUGGCUGCCACUGCAUACCUGAUUAAAUUGUCGUGACUAACAUGCCUUCACCAUGGUAACGCCUCAGCUUCCUGCUGAUUGGCUGAGAAUCCUGUCUUUCUCACCUGCGUGUGUAAGCUUCCUCCUCCUGAUAUUCACCUGGUUAUAAUGGUUUUAUGGUUCCCCUCUUCCUCUUCCUCUUCCUCCUCCUCUUCCUCCUCUUCCUCCUCCUCUUCCUCCUCAUCCUCUUCCUCCUCC
Molecule: messenger RNA, 8449 nt
Organism: Labrus bergylta (ballan wrasse)
Lineage: Eukaryota; Metazoa; Chordata; Actinopteri; Labriformes; Labridae
Source: RefSeq, a predicted model, not a curated record